AGGCGCCGCCGAGACGCGAGAGCCUCCCCGAGCGCCCUUGGGCACGUCCGCCGCCCUCGCUCGCUCGCACGGCCACAGAAAAACAAUGACAUAAUCCAAAACACCCAGCUGAAAUCUUCCACCAUGGCGAGUCCCACGAUCGAAUCACUUUGUUGUUUGUCGAGCACGAAUGCCUUCACGAAAGACUUCCUCAUAGACUUCCAGAGUGUGCCUUACAAUACCAUAUCCAUUGCGGCGUCAUUUUUCGGCAUUGCUGGUGCCAUAUACCAGGUUCUUCCCCGAACACCAAGUAACGGUGCCAACGGUCGAGGGGGAAGGUUCUUCAAGACGAGGGGGCGCCUUAUCAUACGAUGGCUAGCCUUUGCCGACCUUCUGGCCUCAUUCGGGAUUCUUAUAAGAUCGGCUACCUGGCUUGCCGAUGACACUUUUGGAUCAAAGCCAGAUGACAGCAAACUAGGGCAGUCUAUGUGCAUCAUAACAUCGGUAAGAGAUUUCAUGAAGGUUUUCUUCUUCUCAUUUCCCUACUCUUUCUUCCUCUUCUUCUUCUUCUUCUUUUCUUCCACCUCCUUCUUCUCUUUCUCAGUCUUCUUCCUCAUUUCUUCUUCUUCUUCUGCUUCUUCUUCUCCUCCUUCUGCUUCUCAUUCAGCCCAGUGAUAUAUGUAUAUUCAGCGUCUCUUGCUUGCAGAAGCCGUACAACAAGCAACCCAAUCCAAUUGUCCUGAUCCUGCAAAGCACACUAAGUACUGUAAAUAAUCACCAAAAAAAUUUCAGGAAACGCAAAAGAUAA
Messenger RNA from Penaeus monodon (black tiger shrimp), 787 nucleotides. RefSeq lists its product as uncharacterized. Gene Ontology annotation, molecular function: L-DOPA receptor activity; L-tyrosine binding; dopamine binding. Bases 124 to 654 code for a protein of 176 amino acids. Lineage: Eukaryota; Metazoa; Arthropoda; Malacostraca; Decapoda; Penaeidae. The record is from RefSeq and is a predicted model, not a curated record. Gene Ontology annotation, cellular component: melanosome membrane; plasma membrane. The transcript has 4 exons. Gene Ontology annotation, biological process: melanosome organization; G protein-coupled receptor signaling pathway; regulation of calcium-mediated signaling.